Messenger RNA from Prosopis cineraria, 2027 nucleotides. RefSeq lists its product as uncharacterized. The transcript is spliced from 2 exons. The record is from RefSeq and is a predicted model, not a curated record. Lineage: Eukaryota; Viridiplantae; Streptophyta; Magnoliopsida; Fabales; Fabaceae. Gene Ontology annotation, molecular function: protein binding. Bases 423 to 1877 code for a protein of 484 amino acids.
GAAUUCUCACGAUCCAACAGGCAAAAGCUAUCCACUUCUCUGUUUUAUUAUAACCUUCUCCAUGGAGUUUCUUUGCUGUUUCAGUCUCCGGACAAUUUAACACAAAUCACAAUCCACAGUUACGCCUUGCAUGUACAUACCUUCAAUUAACGCCCCGUUCGAUAUCCCAGAGGCUAUAGCUAUCUAUUUUUUAUUUGUUCACGUUUUGAUUGCUUCUCCAUUUCUGGGUACAUUAAAUUCGCCGAAGGUUCUAUUCCUUGUUCCUUUCUUUGGUUCCCCUUGAAAUCUGAUUCGAGUCUGCACAUGAGAAGAGAACUUUUUAUGACACCCUCUAAGAUCGGCUUCUCGGGUUUGUAACUAUAUUCCACGGCGUGCUUUUCCUCUUUAUUUAAUUUUUUACGGUGAAUCAUAGCUUCUGGGAUAUGGGUUUGAGAGUGUAUCAGAGUCCCAAGCGUAUGCAAAGUUCCUUUUUCGGAGCCCCUCGUUCUGUGUGUCGUCCAUCUAAGCUACCUUCUGUGUUUCCUUCUUGGUCACCGAGACAUUUCAGUGAUAGUAACGUUGCUCUGUCUUUGCGCUUGGUUCAUCGAUUACCUUUUUGUGGCUCACAGGUUUUGAGACAUGAAAGAGUAAAACGAACUUGCACUGCCCAUUCUGGGGAAUGUUUCGAUGAGAUGAAUCUGGUUGAGCAAGUUGCGAAGGAAUUGGAUAUCCCAUUCGAAGCAGAUGAAAAUGACGAGAGAGUCAUGGAAAUGGUUCAGACAGUCUGUGAGGAAACCCAAAACAUACAGCGGCUAAAUAGCUCGGGAAAGAUUUCCAAGGAGCAAUUUUGGACAGUGAAGCUUGAUGUUAUGGAGCCUUCUGUGUUCGGCAUUGAGCCAGAGCCACCACGCAGGCUAGAAAGAGAGAAAAUGCUAAGCGCGGACUUUGAAAGGAGAGCGAACUAUUUGGGAAUUCCUUUCUCGAUUCGGAUGAUUCAGAAGAAGCUGCAGUGGCAAAAGAAUCUGAAAGAAGCGAGUAAAUGUACUCCCUGUUCUGUGAAGAAGACCUUCUCGUCCUUGGUCUUCAUCCUCCACGAGCUUCAAAAUUACGCCCUGCAAAUAAGAGAAAGCAUGUACAGCGAGGAUUUGCAGGGGAUGGUGGGAAAAUUCCAAAGUGAUAUUGAUGAUUCCUUCGUAUGCCUCUUCCAGAAGAUUCUGUGCAAGACACCAAGUCUUAUGGUCUAUACCAUGGUCCUCCUAGCGAACUUCUCUAUGUUCUCGAUGAAUAAAAACAAUGCCCUUGCAGCCACUCCUUUGAUUACAGAGGUACAGACGUUGACCGACAACAAGAGUGAAGAAGGUUCAGAAAUUUAUGUCGACGCUGUUUCUGAGGAGAUUUUAUGGAAUUCGAUGCUGGAGGAAGCUCAUAAAUUGCAAGAAGAAAUAAGGAAUGAGGCUUUGGACAGCGAGAAAAUGAAAAUGUUGGUAGCUCCUGUGUCUGUGGAGCUUGAAGGAGAUGCAUACGAGGAAUAUAAAAGAACAGAGCUCUACUACAAAGAGCACAUAAGUUGGGCACCUCAUAGCUCUCUUCUGCUUUCUAACUAUGCACAGUUCCUCUACCUUGUUUAUCAUGACGUUGACAAGGCAGAAGAGUACUUCAGGCGUGCAGUGAUGGUGAAGCCACAAGAUGCAGAGGCAUUGAGUAGAUAUGCCGACUUCUUGUGUCUGGUAAGAAAGGAUCUAAAAGAAGCAGAAGUGAGAUACCUAGAAGCAAUGGAGGUUGAUCCUGAAAGCGCUCAUUACAAGUCCAAGUAUGCUAGUUUUAUUUGGAGCACCAGCGAACAAGGAACUUGUUCUCCUUCCUCGGAAAACUCCAACGGCUUCGACCCAGUCCUAUGAUCCGCAUCCCGGAUGCGAGAUGUUAUGUUGAGUUUUGACUUUGAUAUGACAUUAUCCAACGUUUCACCAACACGCCUCAUCGCUUUCAUUGAUGUCAGUGAAAUGUCUGUAUACAUGGCAUUACUUACAUAUACUAAAUUACUUUAACCA